Messenger RNA from Leucoraja erinaceus (little skate), 3553 nucleotides. RefSeq names its product V-set and transmembrane domain-containing protein 2-like protein. Lineage: Eukaryota; Metazoa; Chordata; Chondrichthyes; Rajiformes; Rajidae. The transcript is spliced from 4 exons. Bases 148 to 801 code for a protein of 217 amino acids. The record is from RefSeq and is a predicted model, not a curated record.
CACAUCAGCAAGUAACCGCAGAAGCGUCAGCUCCCGGACAGCGGCUCGCAGCAGAGAGGCAGCGGCAGCGGCAGCUUCGUGCAGCGCUUAUCCCGGACCCGGCUCCGGAUUUCCGACCGAUGUGAGAUACAGAGCGUCGCAGGCAAGAUGGGGACGUUUGGAGUGAUUAUAGGAGCUUUGCAUUACCUUGGGCUCUAUGCACAACUCUCCGUGUCUUCACAAGCUCUAUUCACUGAGGUCCCCCGUGAUGCCACAGCCAGGGCCGGUCAGGAUGUGGAGAUGGCCUGUGCCUUUCGAGGGAGUGGCUCACCCUCCUACUCAUUGGAGAUUCAAUGGUGGUACAUUCGUAACUCCAAGGACUGGACUGACAAACAGGCAUGGAACUCCCACCAGAUGAAAGUUCCUGCACAUGAGGAAUCCACAAAGGAGGCAACAAAAAUAAGCGCUGUGAAGGUGGUUGGAAGCAAUAUCUCUCACAAGCUACGGUUAUCCAAUAUAAAGAUUACAGAUGAAGGCACUUAUGAAUGCCGAGUGACUGAUUACAGUGAAGGCAAACCCAGGCAUCACAAAGCCAAAGCCUACCUGAAAGUCAAACAUGAGAUGCCAUCACAUGGAGCCUCCGCGCACAUGCAGGAUACCAAGGUUCGAGGAAUCGAAGGGACUCACACAAAUCAUAUUGCUAAAUCCUCAUCCUAUUCCACCAGCCCUCAAACAGUCCGGGCUAUAAAGGAAGGAGGGCUGGAGAAUGACUGUGAACAGAACGAUCAGUCUCUUGAUAGUGAUCGUAUCCACUGUGCUUAGCUGAAUAAGCAUUUGAGAGAAGUCAAGUGUUUGUAAAUUGUAUAGAAGGAGUGCAUGACCACCUUCAUUGUGGGAAUAUUCUGGCAAAAUAAAAUCUCCAAAACUGUAGUUAAAGUUGAAACCCCAUGUUGAAAUAUUUUCCUUAUUUGAUAUGUCUAAGAUUAUUGGAAGUAAAUUAUUGAUUUCAUUACAUCCGAGCGGAUGUUAAUAUGUGCUAAGUAUGCUAUAUAGAAACAUUAGCUACCUAAUAGUUCAAUAGAGUCAAACUCAGAUCAACUUUUCUUCUGGGCUUUUCCAAGCGGUUCAGAAUAAUGUUAAGAAAUAUUUUAUUUUCAAAUUGCCAUAGAACAGUUAUUCAACAUUAGAAGCCUUUACUUCAGAAUCUCUCAUCAUUUAGCAAUUGAAACCCUAUUUUACUCAACAAACCAAGAACUAUUCCAUCUUCUAACAAGACAAAAACAUUAUCACAACGUAAAUAUCAACCAUUGCCUAUCAAUUCUAGUCCGUGCAUUAAGAACGUCCAACUCAUUCUUUUUGCAAGAACUUACUAUCAAUAAAGACUAUCCCAAAUAUGUCUUGAUUUUAAAUUUUUAACAUCAGUAUACAGUGUCCCAAAAAAUUAUUUUAAUUACAUCUAAAAUAACUGUCUUAAAUUCCCCAAUAAAUUUUCUUGUUCUUCCUCAUGUCAAUCCACUGUAUUUAAUAACCUGAGUUGGAUGAUCAGCCAUGAUCAUAUUGAAUGGCGGUGCAGGCUCGAAGGGCCGAAUGGCCUACUCCUGCACCUAUUUUCUAUGUUUCUAAUCUGAAGUUUUUUCCAUUAAUAGUCUUUAUUAAUUACAUUAAAAAUCCCUGCUCCAAUCUAUUUCAGAAUUACAUCAUUUUAACUUCAGCCUACAAUGCCCCAACUAUUCCAUUUCAAUCUUGUCCCAUAUUUCUUCUGAAUUCUGAACAAUAAAUAAAAUAUCUGGGAUCCCAUGUAAUCACACAGGAUGACUUCAGCUCAAAUCUUGAACAAAAUACAAUGCGCUGGAGAAAAUCAGUGGGUCAGGCAGCAUCUGUGGAAGGAAUGGGCUGGUGGCUUUUCCAGGUUGAGACCUAUUUCAGUUUCUUGUGUGUCAAACCUUGUGCUAGUUUUAUAGUAAUGUAUAAUCUGUAAUAACUAUUGUAACCACAUUCCAUGAAAUGCUCUAAUUUUUUUUAUCCAAUAUAUGGACCUUUGAUAUAAUCCAACACAUUUUCACUUUUAAACACAACAUUAAAAAUGUUCCUAUCCCAAUGCACAUGAAAAUUAACGCUUGACGGUCACUGUUUUAUAAUUCAUUUAAUAUCUUUUACUUCAUGAAAAAUACAUACCUUAUUUCAACUUAAUUAAUUAAAAUGUUACAACUUUAUCUUGGAAAAGCAAUCAUAAAUAGCCUUUCAAUAAGCCACAAUAAUCAUGUAUCCCAAAUUGUAGACUCAUAUUUGUAAUGAAGGUUUCACAAAAAAUGUUAAGACAUAAUUUAGCAUAGCUUGUAGGAAUGAAAAGCAACAAAUGUUUUUGAAUAGCACUCCAUGAAAAUAGUUGACUAUCAUCAAUUCUUCUCUGUUUGGCUAAAGAACAAACUAUUUUGAUAAAUUUUAUGGGAAAAUAUAGGUGAAAAAUCUCCUCUCUAUUCACACACUCUAUGAGCAAUUAGCAAUUGAAAUGUGUAUGUGUUGUGCAUUGUCAGUGUGCCCUUAAGUGUCUAUGUAAACUCCUACUGGAGUUAAUUGGAAUGACAAGCAAUUCGCUUCUGCUCUCUCGGAAUAACUAUUAAUUUUGAUAACAAUAUAAAUGUCUGAUAAUAGUUUAUAGGCCACAUCUAAAUAUCUUUAAGGAAAUCUAAAUCAUUUGGUGAGAUGUUGUCCUUCAAUACUGCAUGGACUUGCAGAUUUAGUUGCUUUGACGUGUUACUUGAUCAGACAUAAGCACAUUUGGUGCUGUGCAAUAGAACACCUCGCUGUAAAUAGCACUUGAUUCUUUAAUUUUCUCUAGCAUUGUCUUAUUUAAUUACAAAACCUAAUGUAACUACUCUCAAGUAACUGUUGCUGUAUGUGCAAGAACUUUUUCAAAAUCACUUGUGUCCAAUUUUACUUAAAUCAAUAAGAAAAAAGCACUUGGGCGCUGACAAUGGUACAUUUUUGACUGCCCAAUUAACUGGAUCCCAUUUUCCCCACACAAGAUCUACAAGAGCUAGUUUUGUGGUUUAGUGACAAAAUCAGCAGGCCAAUUAUUGCCAGAGGAAAGCAGUGCUCACAUCUUAUGUAUUGCAAAUCUGCAUUAACGCCUGUUGUUCUGUCAGGAGUAUGGACUGGGUAGGAUGGCAAAUGGCUCCCAGCCUUAUGCCUUCAUGCCAGUUAAUUGCCCAGUAAACCAUUGACAUAUAUUGCUCACUGACAAAUGAUGCCACUUCACAUUUUGGAACCCAUUUAAUGAGCCAUGAAGUGGGAUGAUGCUUGGGCUAUGGUGUCCAUUUCAUCAAUCACACAAAUGGCCUGUCUAAACUCUGAACAGCUGGCAGUCUGCACAGCGGAAAUCUCUUUAUGGGAAAAAAUAUAUUUUUAGUAGUAUUUCUAGUCACCGGGGGCAUAUAACAUAACUAUCGCUGCUAUGUCGUUUAAUUACUGAAUUUUAUUUGAUCAUCUGUUGCAGAAACUCUCUGUAAAAUUAUUUGUUGAAUGUGAUUAAUAAACACAAGAACAUGGAUCUGAUAUGACCAGGUAUUGUUAU